This is a messenger RNA of Mercurialis annua (annual mercury), 1500 nucleotides long. Its product is annotated as F-box protein CPR1-like. The transcript is spliced from 3 exons. Bases 37 to 1395 code for a protein of 452 amino acids. Gene Ontology annotation, molecular function: protein binding. NCBI's taxonomy places the organism in Eukaryota, Viridiplantae, Streptophyta, Magnoliopsida, Malpighiales, Euphorbiaceae. The record is from RefSeq and is a predicted model, not a curated record.
CUAAACAAAACCCUAAACCUAAACCUAAGUGCAGCAAUGUCAGAAAUAUCAUUUGAUAAUUUGUGCGACAUACUAAAACUCUUGCCUGCCAAAUCUCUCCUCCGCUUCAGGUGUUUAUCAAAAGCACAUUGUUCUUUAAUCGACACCCCCGAUUUCAUAAAUCUCCAUCUCUCUCAAUCCAUCAUUACAAACACCAAUCGCAGCAGCAUCAUUAUUCAUUCAAAUAAAAUCUAUACGAUAGAUUUAGAUUCUCCAGCGCGCCAACUAGUCGAAUGUGAUUACCCUUUUAUUAAUCUUUGUUUGAUAGUUGGUUCUUGCAAUGGCUUAAUCGCAUUGUAUCAUCCUCAAGAAGGCAUGUUUAUGUGGAAUCCGUCUACCAAAAUGCACCAAAAACGGGUUUUUGACAUUUUUGUGUCUCAUAGACACAAAAAUUCUUUUUUUGUGCUUCCUACCACCAGCCCGCUAUCUGAGAUAGCGGGCCCAUUUUUAACAGUACAUUCUAUUGUUUUGUCUAAUGAGGCACAAAAAAAGAAUUUUUGUGUCUAUGAGACACAAAAAUGUCAAAAACCCCACCAAAAACUACCUUAUGUGUGGAGACCGAGUUACAAAAAUCGUAGGUCGGAUGAUUAUGAUCUUCUCGAUGGAUUCGGAUGUGAUCCUGUAAGCGACGAUUAUAAGUGGAUCAGGGUCCGCACAAUGCACAAAGAGAAUCAUGUCUACCGAGAUGACGGAAUCCUUGUAAAGAGACGAACACAAUCCAGCGUUACGGUUUAUAGUGUAAAACAUAAUUCUUCUAGAAUGAUCGCUGACUUCCCUAAUUAUAAGCCUAGGAAUAAUAGAGAUUGCGGCACGCUUGUUGGUUCUUGUUUGCACUGGAUAGUUUCGGAACCAGAUAUUUCUUCUAAUAAUCUGAUCUUUUCUUUCAAUUUGGAAGACGAGAGAUUCGGAAUGUUGCCAGUUCCCGAUAAAUUAAUGAGUCGCCAUUAUCCGCCUAUGGAAUUAGGGGAAGUUAGAGGAUGGCUUAGUAUAAGCAUGGAUGAAUAUCAUGGCAAGUCAGUUGACAUUUGGGUGAUGAAGGAAUAUGGAAAGAGGGACUCGUGGAUUAGAAUACUCUCUGUACAUAAAGCGAAUUUAAAUGAUUUAAAUUAUUUGCAAUGUGCUACGCCAAUUGGGUGUUCAAAAAAUGGCAAUAAACUCUUACUGCACGUCUCUAGAGAUGGAUUAUGGGAGUGUGACCUACAAGAGGAGGAGAACCAAACAUCUCAGCAAACACCAAAUGUGCCCGACAAACGUGUUCGGAGGGUCCGAGGUAGUUACUUCUACUCCCAGUAUUCAUGUGUAAGAAGCCUUGUUCCGCUGCAAAACAUUAAUAUUUACAAAUUGAAACGGAUGUAGAGAUAUCAGUUGGUUUCGAGAUUUACUCGUGACUAGCUAAUUUUUGAUCUCGGAAAUUCAUGAUUUAAUUUAAACCACUUAAGUGUAUGUUUUUGUUUUAUCAAA